Messenger RNA from Salvia miltiorrhiza (redroot sage), 1972 nucleotides. Its product is annotated as cytochrome P450 81Q32-like. NCBI's taxonomy places the organism in Eukaryota, Viridiplantae, Streptophyta, Magnoliopsida, Lamiales, Lamiaceae. The transcript is spliced from 2 exons. Gene Ontology annotation, molecular function: heme binding; monooxygenase activity; oxidoreductase activity, acting on paired donors, with incorporation or reduction of molecular oxygen. The record is from RefSeq and is a predicted model, not a curated record. Bases 151 to 1683 code for a protein of 510 amino acids.
UCCAAUUCUCUCUCAACUUACAUAGAUGUGGGGCCCUGAUUGGGUCGAUGUCAUAUAAUUUUCAUCGAUUAAAAUUGGCUUAUUAAUAAGGUACUAUAGUAGUAACAAAUCGUAUCUUGUUCACAAAGACAAGCUCUGCUAUAAGCAUUAAUGGAAUUCUCAGUCUCACACUUCCUCUUCAUUUCCUGGCUUCUCUUUGUUUUGUAUCUACUAUUCCGCCCAUUUCUCCUCACGAAAACCUUAAAUUACCCUCCAAGCCCGCCGCUCUCACUCCCAAUUCUCGGCCACCUCUAUCUCUUCAAAAAACCCUUGCAUCAAACCCUAGCCAAAAUCUCCCAAAAAUAUGGCCCCAUCCUGCUGCUCCAGUUCGGCUCCCGCCCCGUGCUCGUCGUCUCCUCCCCCGCCGCGACGGAGGAAUGCUUCACCAAGAACGACGUCGUCUUCGCCAAUCGCCCGAGGCUGCUGGCCGGAAAACACCUCGGCUACGGCUAUACCUCCCUCGUCUGGGCCUCCUACGGCGACCACUGGCGCAACCUCCGCCGCAUCGCCACCGUCGAGAUGCUCUCAGCCCACCGCGUCCAGACGUUCGCCGGCGUGCGGCGGGACGAUGUCCGCCGCCUCGUGCGCCGCCUUCUCAGCGGCGGCAGAGAGAGCGAGGACGGAUACCGAGUAGUUGAGAUGAAAUCCGCCUUCUUCGAGAUGACGCUGAACGUGAUGAUGAUGAUGAUCGGCGGGAAGCGAUACUACGACGACGUUCCGGGGAAUUCGGAUGAGAGGUUGAGGUUCAAGGAGAUCGUGACGGAGACUUUCCAAGUCAGCGGCGCCACCAAUAUCGGCGAUUUCGUGCCGAUUUUGCGAUGGUUUGGGAUGGAUAAGAUUGAAAGCAAGCUCAAGGCGUUGCAAGAGAAGAGGGAUAAUUUCAUGCAGGAUUUGAUCGAGGAGCACAGAAAUAUCAAUUCGGAGAAACAGAGGACUACGACGUUGAUCGAUGUGCUUUUGUCGUUACAAGAGAAUGAUCCUCAAAAUUACAAAGAUGAGAUCAUUAGAGGCAUGAUGCAGGUGAUGUUGUCGGCUGGCACGGACACAUCAUCAUCAACAAUGGAAUGGGCAAUGUCGCUCCUACUCAACAAUCCGGACGCACUAAUAAAGGCACGAGCCGAGAUUGACCGUCAGGUCGGUCAUUCUCGACUCGUCGAUGAUUCUGACCUCCCUCACCUGCCCUAUCUACAAAGUGUAAUAAAAGAGACAUUUCGUGUGUGCCCGGUGGGGCCGAUGCUCGUGCCACACGAGUCAUCGGCGGCAUGCACGGUCGGGGGGUACCGGGUGCCACGUGGGACAAUGUUGUUGGUGAAUACAUGGGCCAUACAAAGAGAUCCCAAGGUGUGGGAUCAUCCAAUGGAGUUUAAGCCCGAGAGAUUCAUUGGUAUCGAAGAGAAAAAGGAAGGGUCGUUUGCGUUGAUGCCGUUUGGAUAUGGGAGGAGAGGGUGCCCCGGUGAGAACAUGGCGUUACGUGUCAUAGGCCUAGCCCUCGCAUCACUCAUUCAGUGCUUUGAAUGGGCGCGCCUUGAUAAGGAGAUGGUCGAUAUGGCCGGAUCGCCGGGGCUUACUAUGCCCAAGACUCAGCCGCUUGUGGCGAGAUGUAGGCCACGGUUGGCCGUGGCGGAAUUGCUUAAACAUAUUUGAACUAGUACAAGUAUUUUCGAUAUUAUAUGGAGUAAUUUGUUUAUACCACUAAAAUGUUUAGGGGUUGUCAAAUUAAACAAGGCUAUGCGCUUAGACUCAACAAAUUCUCGACUGAUCCAAAUUUGACAGCUCUAUACCUUUAUAAUAGUGUAAAUGGAGAUGAUCUACUUUUGUAUAAAUAAUCAAUCUGAGGAUUUAGUGUAUAGCUUAAAUUAAAAUGUUAGAUGAGGUCUUGUGUUAUUCAACAAGUAUACGAUUCAAAAAUAAAAUCUGAUUUCUGGUCAAUAAA